Molecule: messenger RNA, 1641 nt
Organism: Pelmatolapia mariae (spotted tilapia)
Lineage: Eukaryota; Metazoa; Chordata; Actinopteri; Cichliformes; Cichlidae
Product: E3 ubiquitin-protein ligase TRIM21-like
Exons: 5
Coding region: 1-1641 (546 amino acids)
Biological process (GO): protein ubiquitination
Cellular component (GO): cytoplasm
Molecular function (GO): protein binding; ubiquitin protein ligase activity
Source: RefSeq, a predicted model, not a curated record
AUGCGUUACCUGCAUGGGAGGAGCGUCAUCCCAGCAGUUGACGAUAGAAACAAUCUAUCAGCCAAUCAGAGUGUGCGCCCGUCCUCUCUUGCUUUGGCGAUUGAGAGCGUAGUCGGAGAGUACACACCAGAAUACCUUGGUGCAGAUGGCAACAGUUUCCACCCCAUGUUCAGUGUGGCCGUGAGCGUCCCGUACAAUGAAGACAAGUACAUGUAUGAUAUGAAUGAAGUCCCUGAUUCUGGUGAAGUUGUGAAGAAGACAAUUGUGAACUGUGAUGUAUACACAAGUGACAGAGUGGUGGCAGCCACAGUGCUGAGAUGGCCCAGUGUUCUAACUCAGUGUCCUAAAGGACCUUGUUCAAACAUGGCUGCUGCCGCCCGUCUGCUGACUGAAGAUCAGCUUCUGUGCUCCGUCUGUCUGGAUGUGUUCACUGAUCCGGUCAGCACGCCGUGUGGACACAACUUCUGCAAAGCCUGCAUGUGUAAAUACGCAGAUCCUGACGUCCCGUUCCAGUGUCCCGUCUGCAUGAAGAUGUUCUACCCAAAGCCCGAGCUGCAGGUCAACACUCUGAUCUCUGAGAUGGUCAAUGCCUUCAGACGCUCAGAGCAACAGCCAGGUAGACGGGUGGAGGUUCUCCAUGGGGAAGGCUUCAAACUGAUGGCGAUUGUGUGCAUGGUCUGCCUUUCAUUACUUUGGGACUGCAUGAAAUUCAAUCAUCCUCUGGCAGAAAUGAGUAAAGGAGAAAAACUGGUGAAGAUGGAGGCUGAAAUCCAGCAGACGAUCGAGGAGAUCCGACUGAAGAUUGAGGAGCUCAAACGCUCAGUGGAGCUCGGUAAAGAGGACGCAGACAGAGAGAUGGCAGAUGGCGUUCAGGUCUUUGCUGCUCUUAAAGAGUAUGUGGCCAAGCUCACGGAGACCAUCAGAGAGAAGCAGAGACAAACAGAGCUGCAGGCUGAAGGCUUCAUCAGAAAGAUGGAGCAGGACAUCCGUGAGCUGAAGAAGAGGAAGACGGAGAUGGAGCUGCUCUCUGUGCUUCAGCUGGAGGAGAAACUACCCAAGAUGCUCGCCAGGUUCGAGCUGAGGCGGGUUCAGAGCUACGCAGUGGACGUGACGUUUGAUCCAGACACAGCAAAUCCUUACCUCGUCCUGUCUGAUGAUGGGAAACAAGUUCGCGAUAGUGACGUGAGGCAGAAGCUUCCAGACAACCCAGAGAGAUUUUCUUACUGUAUUGAUGUUUUAGGAGAGCAGAGUUUCUCUUCAGGCAGAUUUUACUUUGAGGUUCAGGUUAAAGGAAAGACCGAGUGGACUUUAGGAGUGGCCACAGAGUCGACCAACAGGAAGGCUCAAAUCACACGGAGUCCUCGGGACGGUUUCUGGACUGUGAGGCUGAGAGAUGGAUACGAGUACAAAGCUAAGGCUGACCCUGAUGUCGCUCUCUCUCGCCGGUCUGGUCCUGAGAAGGUGGGGGUGUUUGUGGACUAUGAGGAGGGUCGGGUCUCCUUUUAUGACGUGUCUGCUGCAGCUCUGAUCUACUCCUUUACUGGCUGCUCCUUCACUCAGAAGCUCCGCCCAUUCUUCAGUCCCGGUCUGAAUGAUGAUGGUAGAAACUCUGCACCGCUAAUCAUCACCCCCAUUGAUUAG